GCGGGGCCGUGCGUCACGUGGACCUCUCCCGCCGCCGCCGCCGCCACUGCCGCCGCGGUCUUUCUCUGUCUCAGCUGAGGCAGCCAUCUUGCUCUUGCCGCGUGCUGGUGUUGGAGGACCCUCCCCGCUGCAGGUGAGACCCCCGGCGGGCCCGCCACCCCACGGCCUCCGGCCGCUGCGCACGGUCUCCCCCCGCCCUCCCCUCUCGACACCCGCCGUCCGCUCCGGCUGCCACUUCCGCCGUGGCGCGGCGAGUGGGGGCGGAGGCGGCCGGCCGGGCCUGUCGGUUACGGGCGGCGCAGCUGGGGGUCGGCACCUGAGGGAAGGUCCCCAGCACCACCGCCCGCUGUGGAGGAGCCGGGCCCGGGCUCGGGCCGCUCAGGUCCAGACCCAGGAGGGUAGAACCCUCCUCGUCCCAUCACUCAUUAUUCACAACCACAGUGUCAGACGCUUUGAGCAGCAAAUCUGUUGUCAUCUCUUUUGCUCCUCCCAAACUGAGAUUUAACAACAGCAUGAAUCAAGAAAAGUUAGCCAAACUUCAAGCUCAGGUCCGGAUAGGGGGCAAGGGUACAGCUCGCAGGAAGAAGAAGGUGGUACAUAGGACAGCUACUGCUGAUGACAAAAAGCUUCAGAGUUCACUAAAGAAACUGGCUGUGAACAAUAUAGCUGGUAUUGAAGAGGUGAACAUGAUUAAAGACGAUGGUACAGUUAUUCAUUUCAACAAUCCCAAAGUCCAAGCUUCCCUCUCCGCUAACACCUUUGCAAUUACUGGUCAUGCAGAAGCCAAACCAAUCACAGAAAUGCUUCCUGGAAUAUUAAGUCAGCUUGGUGCUGACAGCUUAACGAGCCUUAGAAAGUUAGCUGAACAGUUCCCACGGCAAGUAUUGGAUAGUAAAGCGCCCAAGCCAGAAGACAUCGAUGAAGAGGAUGAUGAUGUUCCAGAUCUUGUAGAAAAUUUUGAUGAAGCAUCGAAAAAUGAAGCUAACUAAAAUCCUCUGGGUUUUGGAAGCUGGCAUGGACUAGAUUUAACAAUCAGCUCUGUUGUUCCAAAGUUUUACAGACAUGGAGAACACACCUGUUAUUAGUUCAGUAAUAUAAAUAUUUUGUAUAUUAAUGAUGCUGCCUGCUCAGCAGUUCUCGGUCAUUUGAUUUUGCAUUUUGCACUUCUUCCCAGGAUCUAUCUUCCCAGGAUCUGUUCUUUUGGUCAAAAUAUGAAGUAUUGGUACAGUUUGAGGGUGGUUUUUGGUUUUUUGGGGGGUGGAACUUUUGGUGUGUAUGUAUAUGUAUGUGUGUGGGUAUGUGUGUACACAGUGGACAGCAGAUUUGAUAACAGUUAUAUCUAUCCUAUUCCUUCCCCCAAUAGAAAUAAAGCAAAUCUUUACA
This is a messenger RNA of Mus caroli (Ryukyu mouse), 1383 nucleotides long. RefSeq names its product basic transcription factor 3 like 4 (gene Btf3l4). The record is from RefSeq and is a predicted model, not a curated record. Lineage: Eukaryota; Metazoa; Chordata; Mammalia; Rodentia; Muridae.